AUGCUCAAGUCUCGGCUCCGCAUGUUCCUGAACGAGCUGAAGCUGCUGGUGCUGACGGGCGGGGGGCGGCCCCGGGCCGAGCCGCAGCCCCGGGGGGGCGGGGGAGGCGGCUGCGGCUGGGCACCCUUCGCCGGCUGCUCGGCCCGGGACGGCGACGGAGACGAGGAGGAGUACUACGGGUCAGAGCCGAGAGCCCGGGGCCUGGCCGGCGACAAGGAGCCGCGGGCCGGACCCCCGCCGCCGCCCGCGCCGCCGCCGCCGCCCCCGGGCGCUCUGGACGCCCUGUCGCUCAGCAGCAGCCUGGACAGCGGGCUCCGAACCCCUCAGUGCCGAAUCUGCUUCCAAGGCCCUGAGCAGGGGGAGCUCCUGAGCCCCUGCCGUUGCGAUGGCUCAGUGCGCUGCACUCACCAGCCCUGCCUCAUCCGCUGGAUCAGCGAGAGGGGCUCCUGGAGCUGUGAGCUCUGCUACUUCAAGUACCAGGUCCUGGCAAUCAGCACCAAGAACCCCUUGCAGUGGCAGGCCAUCUCCCUGACGGUCAUCGAGAAGGUCCAGAUUGCAGCCAUAGUUCUGGGCUCACUCUUCCUCGUCGCCAGCAUCUCCUGGCUCAUCUGGUCCUCACUUAGCCCUUCAGCCAAGUGGCAACGGCAAGAUCUGCUCUUUCAGAUCUGCUAUGGCAUGUACGGCUUCAUGGAUGUCGUCUGCAUAGGCCUCAUCGUCCAUGAAGGCUCCUCUGUCUACCGUAUCUUCAAGCGCUGGCAGGCAGUAAACCAGCAGUGGAAGGUCCUGAAUUAUGACAAGACCAAGGACAUAGGAGGAGAUGCAGGGGGAGGGACGGCAGGGAAGCCGGGCCCCAGGACCUCACGGACGGGCCCCCCUACUGGGGCCACCAGCCGGCCCCCGGCGGCCCAGCGCAUGCGGACGCUCUUGCCUCAGCGCUGUGGCUACACAAUCCUGCAUCUCCUUGGACAGCUGCGGCCACCAGAUGCCCGUUCCAGUUCCAAUUCUGGCCGUGAGGUGGUCAUGAGGGUCACCACGGUCUGAACUCCAGGAGUGGGGAUGUUGAGUCAAUGCAUCGGCCAGAGAUAAGCUGUCAUGGCUGCUGGAGGUACCACCUGGACAAGGUGUUUGGGGCACACUGCCUCCACCAGUGAAGAUCUCUGUGGACAGCUUCAAGUUGGAGACAUUGUCUGGCCUCUACUGCCCACUGGGUAGAGACACCUGGAUACAUUCCAGCCCCCACUGACAGCCCCUCACACUCAUCCUGGGGCAACCAGUGGGUAGGUGGGGAGAGCAUCAUUUCUUCCCUAGAGAACCGUCCUUACCUCAGCUCCUAGGGCCUCCAGCCCCCCAGCUCCACUAUGGUGACUUGGUGAAGGGGGACCAAUGCCAGAAGAAAGGGGCUGUAGACCCCCCCAUUCCCUACCCCAUGGCCACAGGGCAGCUGGCAAUAAGACUAGUAUACAUUGACCUCCCGUUCCCUGCAUGAGGGCGGGGGUACUUCCCUGUGCUCCACCUCCCCCCCCCAUUGCAUGGGGGGAAGGGCAUAAAGAAUCAUUUAUAUGCACAUGGAGACUCCUUUCUCAUCCGGGGGUUUUCUGGAGGGUUGGGAGGCGUGGGGAAGUUUCUCUGCAGAGGUUGCAAAUCCCAAAUGGAGGAGUGGUUUCUGAGUUGGAGGUGUAACUCCCACUUGGUGGUGAAUAAUUCACAUUGGCUGCUAGGUGGCAGUGCUCAGAAGCAUUUCAGGGGUGGACCUGAUAACCUGGGUGUUGUGUGAUAUAGAAAAAACAAUCUCCCCACCGUGGUUUUCCUGUCUACCUCAUAGGGCUGGAUUGAGGAUAAAUGAGGGAC
Molecule: messenger RNA, 1848 nt
Organism: Budorcas taxicolor (takin)
Lineage: Eukaryota; Metazoa; Chordata; Mammalia; Artiodactyla; Bovidae
Gene: MARCHF9
Product: membrane associated ring-CH-type finger 9
Exons: 4
Coding region: 1-1041 (346 amino acids)
Biological process (GO): protein ubiquitination
Molecular function (GO): zinc ion binding; ubiquitin-protein transferase activity
Source: RefSeq, a predicted model, not a curated record